Molecule: messenger RNA, 1322 nt
Organism: Achroia grisella
Lineage: Eukaryota; Metazoa; Arthropoda; Insecta; Lepidoptera; Pyralidae
Product: aldo-keto reductase AKR2E4-like
Exons: 8
Coding region: 57-1064 (335 amino acids)
Cellular component (GO): cytosol
Molecular function (GO): aldose reductase (NADPH) activity
Source: RefSeq, a predicted model, not a curated record
ACAUACCCAUCUACAGUUUGCGCACAGUUAGCGGGGAGACCUCGACAGGUUUAGACAUGAAGAUCGUGAGUGUUUUAUUCCUCUACACUUUGGCAGUUAUAAAUAAUGCCUGGUGUAGUGGUAUACCUCAAAUAAAACUAAAUGAUGGCAGGGAAAUACCAGGUUUUGGUUUGGGAACAUGGCUCGGUAUUGCUAAAGGAGGACAAGGUCUGGAGCCUGUCAAAGAUGACAGCGUCCAGAAAGCAGUGGAGUGGGCCAUCGAUGCUGGGUACAGACACAUCGAUACCGCGCGCAUUUACGAAACAGAACAGCAGAUUGGCGAAGCUAUCAAAAAGAAAAUUGCAGAGGGCACAGUGAAAAGGGAAGAAUUGUUUAUUACCACUAAGCUGUGGAAUGAUGCCCACGCCAGGGACGAGGUGGUGCCUGCACUUCGUCAGUCUCUGAAGGAACUGAACCUGGACUAUGUGGACCUUUAUUUGAUACAUUGGCCCCUUGCGCAUUUUACUAACCUGACCUUCGAGAUCAUAGACUACCUGGACACUUGGGAGGGGAUGGUCGAGGCUCAGCAGCUGGGUCUGACCAAGUCCAUCGGCGUGUCUAACUUCAAUAAGGACCAAUUGGAGAGACUCAUCUCGAACAGCAAAGUCAAACCUGCUGCCCUGCAAAUUGAGGUUAACCUGAACCUCCAACAAUCUGUUCUCCGUGAUUACUGCAAGGAGCACAACAUCGCAGUCACUGGGUACACACCCUUCGGUUCUUUGUUCCCAUCCAAGGCCGCACCCAAUGCGCCCCCACCCCGGGUGGAUGACCCAGCACUAGUGAAGAUCGCCAAGAAAUAUAACAAAAGUGUACCGCAGAUCGCUUUGAGAUAUCUGGUGGAUUUAGGCGUGAUACCAAUACCAAAGUCGACUACCAAGUCCCGUCUAGAACAGAACAUCGACGUAUUCGACUUCGAGCUGACCCAGCCGGAGAAAGACCUCAUGAAGAGCUACGACCGAGGGUACAGGAGCGUGGAGCCCAAAAUGUGGAUCCAACACCCUGAGUAUCCGUUUGAGAAGAAUUAAAACUGUUUAAAAUUGUUUAUUGCAAUUUAUAAACUUUUUUUUGUGUUUAUUUGAGUUUACAUUUUUAAUAGCUCCAAUAUGUUUUAGGAUAUAUUAAUACAAAAUGGAAGUAAAUACAUAUACAUACAUGUUUAAUAAUAUAAUCAUUUUAAUCUAUACAUCUAUACAUAUAAAUAAAAUUGGAGUGUCUGUUUGUAAUAUUGAAAUAACCGUUUUUUACUACAUGCAUAUGAAUAUAAAUACGGUACAUGCACCAGA